AUGCGGCGAUUCCCUGCACUGGCCCGGAGCCGGUCCCAUCAGCGAUGCUUCGGCAGCUGGGACCGCGUGCCCGGCCGUGUGCAGGUCACUGACGUUUCUCCUCGAGAUGGCCUGCAGAAUGAACCUGAAGUCUUUGAAACUUCUAUCAAGAGGUUUCUGGAGCCAUGGGCCAUGUCUGAUUUACCGGAAGAGCUGCUAUCUUCCUGGCCACCGGCACUCCUGGAAGAGGCCAGGCAAGGGGUGGAUUCUCUUCCCCGUUGGGCGCAACGCGAGCUGCGAGACUCCCAUCGUACAGCAGAGCCCGACACCUCGCUCCAGAUCGGGGAGGUGCCGGUGUUGGAGGACAGGGGGAGCAAGGAUCUACCGCAGCUGGUGCCCAUCGUCCAUGAGGCAGCAGCCCUGGCCGCCCAAGUACGGCGCCUCGGUGAGGUUGAGUUCCAGGAGGAUGCCCUGGAGCUCGUGGAUGCGGAGGGCCCUUGGACAGCUUCUGCUUUGGUGCAGGGUGCAGAGCUGCUGGGCUUCGUGGUCUUCGGCGUCCUCAACGGUUCAAUGUGGCUGCGCUACAUCGCGGUGGUGCCACGGCACCGGAAGAAGGGGUACGGACGUCGGCUGAUUGAGCACGUCUGCCAGUGCUGCCAGGAGCAAGGCGUCCUGGAGCUGACUCUCUUCUCGAAGAGGGAGCUGGUUCCCUUCUACCAGGCGGUUUAG
This is a messenger RNA of Symbiodinium necroappetens, 708 nucleotides long. Lineage: Eukaryota; Dinophyceae; Suessiales; Symbiodiniaceae. The record is from the annotation of a GenBank genome assembly.